Molecule: messenger RNA, 1109 nt
Organism: Marchantia polymorpha subsp. ruderalis
Lineage: Eukaryota; Viridiplantae; Streptophyta; Marchantiopsida; Marchantiales; Marchantiaceae
Source: the annotation of a GenBank genome assembly
UGCUAAUCAUGUGCAUUCAUAGGCCUUACAAGAUGUGGAGCUCAUCGACAUCAGCCGAGGCCAUUCGCGCAUAACUCGUUUCUCGAAUGAUGCAAACUUUAUCCACUGAAAUUCGAGCUGCAUGGCUUUUAUACGCCGUCACGAUAGGGAGCAAGGAGUAGCCUUUUUCUUCCACAAUAUGGACGUAAGAUGAAGUUAAACUCAAUGUUACUUUCUACAACAUUUUGGUAGUUUCUCGAUGCAACACUUGUAAGAAGUAGGCAAAAUUGUCCUGGCUUGUUUGAGGUUUAGUUCUCCGCUUCUAAAAAGCUGGAAUAUCUUUAUCAUGAAACGUCUUGUUCUCCCAGCCUUCGUAAUGACAGGCCGAAGUCUCCACAGACUUGGGAUUUUCAUAAAACAUCCUUCGACCAGAUCAAGCCACAACCAACUUGGUGGCAUUGGACUUUGAAAAAAGAUACUGUAUACGUCGCUCAGAUGGUCGAGCAAGCUCAAAGCGUCCAAACUGUUCACAAGAGAAAGUUGUCACUUUUGCCACAGUUUUCCAGCAGUGGGAAGAAGGCAUCAAAUGUUUCGUGCCCAUGUGAUGAAGAGCUUAUGAUGGCGCUGGUCAUACUUCCGCUUGUGCGUACACGAAAGUCAGCCUGUUUUGGUGGAAAGCUUAUCUGGCUUGGACUUGAAAUCUCCAUGAAAUGUUUUGCAGCGACAAGGCUGAGCAUCAUGUCCAUCCUUUUUUCCCUAGGAAGGAAAAAAUGGUCCACCGAGGAGAAAAAGAAUGGGGAUAUAUUCCGGAGCCGAGACGCACUGAAGUAUGCACGAGGCGAUUGAGGAGCACGUCUUGAGUCUUGACGAAUGUUCUAUCUCCUUGAUGUGCCCUGAUAGUCAAUUUGCAGCAGACUUCUCUUGCCCAGCUCGCUUGAAAUCUACAAGUGCAUGACAUAGUGGGAACAGCCUUCACCAUUGCUCCGGUUCAUGUUGCUACUAGCAACAGUUACCAGUAAAUUAAUGAUUGCAUCAGGACCAAGCCUUAUUUGUAUUAGAGAACAGCUGAAUUCCCGUCUACAUACUUUGCAAUCAUGAGAUUCUACAUACGACUGAAGAAGUAAAUGAUG